Molecule: messenger RNA, 4777 nt
Organism: Phodopus roborovskii (desert hamster)
Lineage: Eukaryota; Metazoa; Chordata; Mammalia; Rodentia; Cricetidae
Gene: Slc9a8
Product: solute carrier family 9 member A8
Exons: 16
Coding region: 127-1857 (576 amino acids)
Biological process (GO): proton transmembrane transport; regulation of pH; sodium ion transport
Cellular component (GO): Golgi apparatus; membrane
Molecular function (GO): sodium:proton antiporter activity
Source: RefSeq, a predicted model, not a curated record
AGAGGGUCGCCCUGGACGGCCAAGCCCCGCCUCCGCCCGCAGCGGAAGCCGGAAGCAGCCGCAGGCCCCGCUAGCCCCGCGACGUCCAACUCGAUAGUCUCGGAGGUCCACAGCAUUGGCGAGAAGAUGGCGGAGGAGGAGUUCUCCAACACAACCCAUGAGAGCUUCAACUUCACCCUUCACACUACUCUGGGUGUCACCACGAAGCUGGUGCUCCCGACACCUGCCAAGCCCAUCCUUCCGGUGCAGACAGGGGAGCAGGCCCAGCAGGAGGAGCAGUCAAGUGGCAUGACCAUUUUCUUCAGCCUUCUCGUCCUAGCCAUCUGCAUCAUCCUGGUGCACCUGCUGAUCCGGUACCGACUGCACUUCCUGCCUGAGAGUGUGGCUGUCGUCUCUCUAGGUAUUCUCAUGGGAGCAGUUAUAAAAAUUAUAGAGUUUAAAAAGCUGGCAAAUUGGAAGGAGGAAGAAAUGUUUCGCCCCAACAUGUUUUUCCUUCUCUUGCUCCCACCUAUCAUCUUUGAGUCAGGAUAUUCACUGCACAAGGGGAACUUCUUUCAGAACAUCGGCUCCAUCACUCUCUUUGCUGUCUUUGGAACGGCGAUCUCUGCUUUUGUAGUAGGUGGAGGAAUUUACUUUCUGGGUCAGGCUGAUGUAAUCUGUAAACUCAACAUGACAGACAGUUUUGCAUUUGGCUCCCUGAUAUCUGCGGUUGACCCAGUAGCCACUAUCGCAAUUUUCAAUGCACUGCACGUGGACCCCGUGCUCAACAUGCUGGUGUUUGGAGAAAGCAUUCUCAACGAUGCAGUCUCCAUUGUCCUAACCAAUACGGCUGAAGGUCUAACAAGAAAGCAUAUGUCGGAUGUCAGUGGGUGGCAAACGUUCUCACAGGCCCUCAGCUACUUCCUCAAAAUGUUCUUUGGCUCUGCAGCACUGGGCACGCUGACUGGCUUGAUCUCUGCAUUGGUGCUGAAACACAUUGACCUGAGGAAAACGCCUUCCCUGGAGUUUGGCAUGAUGAUCAUUUUCGCUUACCUGCCAUAUGGGCUGGCAGAGGGAAUCUCACUCUCAGGCAUCAUGGCUAUCCUGUUUUCUGGUAUCGUGAUGUCACACUACACACACCAUAACCUCUCCCCAGUCACCCAGAUCCUCAUGCAGCAGACCCUCCGUACUGUGGCCUUCCUGUGUGAAACAUGUGUGUUCGCAUUUCUUGGCCUGUCCAUUUUUAGUUUCCCUCACAAGUUUGAAAUUUCCUUUGUCAUCUGGUGCAUAGUGCUGGUACUGUUCGGCAGAGCCGUCAACAUCUUCCCUCUGUCCUACCUGCUGAACUUCUUCCGUGAUCACAAAAUCACCCCCAAGAUGAUGUUUAUCAUGUGGUUCAGUGGCCUCCGUGGGGCCAUCCCCUAUGCAUUGAGCUUGCACCUGGGCCUGGAGCCCAUGGAGAAACGGCAGCUCAUUGGCACCACCACCAUUGUCAUUGUGCUCUUCACCAUCUUGCUGCUGGGCGGCAGUACCAUGCCCCUCAUCCGCCUGGUGGACAUUGAGGAUGCCCGGGCACGCCGCAGGAGCAAGAAGGAUGUCAACCUCAGCAAGACUGAGAAGAUGGGCAAUGCCAUCGAGUCAGAACACCUAUCUGAGCUCACCGAGGAGGAAUACGAAGCCCACUACAUCAGACAGCAGGACCUCAAAGGCUUCAUGUGGCUAGAUGCCAAGUACCUGAACCCCUUCUUCACACGGCGGCUGACACAGGAGGACCUCCACCAUGGGCGCAUCCAGAUGAAAAGCCUCACCAACAAGUGGUAUGAGGAGGUCCGCCAAGGCCCGUCGGGCUCUGAGGACGAUGAGCAGGAGCUGUUCUGAGCCCACAAUGCCCUGGGCCCGGAAGAAGAUGCCUCAUGCAGCCUCCUCAGAACAAGAGAUGGUAGGUGGAGGGCUAGGAAGCCCAGGCCUUCAGUGCAUGCUGGCUUCAGAAAUGUGAUCGGCCUCCAUGACUCACGGAACCAGGCCUGUCCCAAUGUUGUCUCUGGGCCUGCAGAGGAGGGUGGCAGUCUUUCUGCCAGGCCACAGAGAAAGCUUGGGAGGCUGGCUUGCUCAGCUCACACCAUGACUGGACCAUGCCUUCCUCACACCUGGAGCAGCUGCUGGCAGGCACAUCUGCUAUUUGUCUCUACAUUGUCAGGAUGCCUUGGUGGCAGCGGCAGCAGCCUCUACCUGUGCCAAGGCCAAGAGACUGAAAGGCCCACAGUCCCUGGCCUGAGUUCUCAAAGAGAGAGGCUGGAGGGCCUUUUUCUUGACAUGGGACUGGCACCUGUCAGCCUGCCUUUGGCAGGCAGCUGCAGUCCUCUGUGGGCAUACUGCAAAUGUCUCACCUGCCUGCAGGCUUCCAGGAAAGGCGGUGGCCUGAGUUUGCAGUGCUCUCUGAAGAGACAAAGGGGUCUUUAGACCCUGGAAGCACAGGAUCCUAGGGGCCACCCUUCCCCCCUAAUGUGGGGGCUACCUCCAUAUCGUCUCUGCUCUCCACCACUGCCUCCUCCCUCCUUCUUGCCCUCUGCCCCACAGUGUGAAGCUCCUUCCACCCAGCUGCUGUUCAGAGCCCAGCCUCUUUUACCAGUUCCUGGAACUUGGGUCCUGUGCCCACCAUGCCCAGGCCCCAGCUCUCCAAGACACUGGGGCAAUGGCCAGGGCACCGGCGCCAAGCUCAGUGUUCCCGCACUCCAGCCACUUGCCACUUGGGAUACUGGUGACUUUGGGUCACACAAACAGUCCCAUGCAUGUCUUAGGCUAAGGCGCUGGGUCCCACCACAGGCACUGGUUACCUGCCCUUUUAUAGCUGCUGCAGUCCAUCCAUCCGUGACCCCUCAGCAACCACAUGUGUGGGCCUGGCCUUCCCUCGCGCCCUGGGUGCUUAGCUGCUGUGUACGGCCUUGGCUCACAGUGGGCACACUGGGCCUGAGUGGGCUGCUUGCAGCUCUUUCCCACCUCAGGUGCUGGGGUUCUGACGCUGGAAGACAGCCAGGCCUCUGAGGCCUCACCUCACUGUGCUGCACGAGGUGGCAGUUGCAAGCGUGUAGUUUGCUUCUAUACAUUAGGUCACUUAUCUUUGGCACAGCCAAGAUGUGGCCUGGUCCUCUUCUCUGUCUUUCACUUCAACCCUGGAGCUGGAGUCACCUGUGGCCUUGUGCACUUGAGGCAAGGCUGGAGUCAGGUUGGAAUGUUCUCUUUCCCAGGACUCAUGCUCCAUCUCUGAGAUGGAGGUUGCUUUCCUUGCUCAAUGCUUGCCAAGAUUCCUUUUUAAACCUGAGAUUAAUAGGUGAAGCAGUGAAGCAUCAGGGUACCAUUCACUCAGUCCCUUGUCACCAGCUCAUGUCCCAGACACAUCACUCUUGGUCCCCUGCUUUAGCUGGAACCUGAAGAGAGUUUCCGGGAGGCUGGUGAGAAGGAGGGAGGGUUGCUGUGCCAGCCCUGAGUGCCAGUAGGCACCAGAUCUACCCUCUCCUGGGGAAUAUGGCCUUAGAACCUGGGAGUGCCCAGUCCUGCAGGGCCCAUGGCCAAGGAGCAAAGCUCUGGAGGGCAUUUCUCAGAUGAGAGACAAAUGCUGCCACCACCUUCCCAGACCCACUAGUCCUGUUCUGUACAGCAGUGAAUGUGAGAUGGUAGAAGGUGACCCAGCUGUGCUCCAAAUUUCAGGUCUAGGCCAAGGGACAGGCCAGCUGGGCACAGAAGGUAAUACUUCAGAGUGAGGGCCAUGGGUGCCCUUGGGGAUCUGGAACUAUAGCCCAUAGGCAGGCCUCACCCUGUAGUUCCUGGUGGCCCAUCCCUGCAGGGUAGGAGCCACUUCUUGGAACCGGUGGCCCUGCAUUCUGAAGUGCUGUGGUCACAGGGUUCCUCCAAACAGCCACAUCUAGCAUCUUGGGGUGAAACCUAACAGGUUGAGGGCUUGGUAUGCAGAUUCUUUUCUGUGCAAUUGAAUGCCAAGAGGCUGAGCAGAAAGCCUUCUUAAGACUCACCCUAAGAUCUACCAGGUCCACAUGCCCAUGGAAGGUUCUGGGCUGGGUGGCAACUGCCCAGACCCCCCCCACCCCCCCUUAGCCACAGAGGUACAUAUGGUAGAGAUCAGCUGUUCCUGGCUCCCAUGUGAGAAGGAAUUCAGUAGCUGUCUACUACCCACGAGGCUUCUAAGAUGCCACACGGAGACAGAAGCCCUCCCCAGUUCUCUCAGAAAUAGCAGCUUGAUUUCUCUGCUGGCUGGUGCCCAGGAAACCAGGUGCAAGCAGCACUGCGUUCUCUCAGGGCCCCAGGGCCAAGCUGUGUUAACUGGAACGGCAUGGUGGGGGGCUUCAGGUGGCCCUGCUUCUCCACCCUGCCUUCCCACCUGUCCACCCAGUCUCAGAGGAAGAGGUGCCAUGGCCCCCUCACCCAGGCGCAGUCAUGUACAGUAGUGGUGGGACAGGCCACUCUUGGUGGCUGUGGCUCUGCUCUAGAGCCAUGGUAGCCCAGGCUGGAGACUGGUGGAGCCCCCUGCUUCCACCAGGAGGAGGCUGAGGGCUCUUCACAAGCCUGGGUUCCUUACCUUGGCAGUGGAAGGUUCUGGAGAGGCUAGUUUUCUGUGUGACUUAAGGAGGCUGGCUAGGAGCCAUCUGUGUAAGGUCCCAGGGGCCUGAGCACGAAGGAAGUAUGUCACUCUCCUGGAGCUCACCCUUGCCUGCCUGCCUGUGUCCCUCCCCUUCAUCACUGAAUGGGAGGUCACAUCACUGGAUAGUUAGAAAUAAAAUGCUGUGAA